ACGUUUGCUCAUCUAACUGUCGAAUUUUGAGUUCAAUUGAAGCCACAAGUUCUUUUUCAAUUCUGUGAUAACUGACUGUAAUCGUUAUCAAAUUGUGUACCGUGUAUUCUUUUUGUUGAUCAAGUUCUAGUAUUCUACAGAAAUGCGCGAGGUAAUGUCCAUCAACGUGGGCCAGGCCGGGUGCCAGAUCGGGAACGCCUGCUGGCAGCUGUUUACGCUCGAGCACGGCAUCCAGCCGGACGGAACAAUGAGCGAAAAGGUUCCAAACGACGAGAAUAUGGCGGCCUUUUUCCUGAACACCGACUCGGACAAGGUCGUGCCGCGGAACAUCUUCAUCGACCUGGAGGAGUCGGUGGUGUCGGACUUUCGAAACGGACCGUACAAGUACCUGUACCAUCCGCAGUACAUGAUCACGGGGAAGGAGGACGCGGCGAAUAACUACGCGCGUGGGCAUUACACCGUGGGGAAGCAGAUCAUCGAGCAGGUUUGCAACACGAUCCAGAAAUUGGCGGAACAGUGCGAUGGGCUGCAGGGGUUCUUGGUGUUUCACUCGUUUGGGGGAGGCACGGGGUCGGGGUUUACGUCGCUGUUGAUGCAGCGAUUGGCCGCUGAUUACGGGAAGAAGUGCAAGCUGGAGUUUGCGGUUUAUCCGUCGCCGAAGAUCUCGACGGCCGUCGUUGAGCCGUACAAUUGCGUGCUUUCGACGAGCACUACGAUGACGAACUCGGACUGUUGCUUCAUCAUGGACAACGAGGCCACGUACGACAUUUGCUCGAAAAAUCUCCAGAUCGGUCGUCCGGAUUAUCAUCACUUGAACGCGUUGGUCGCCCAAGUGGUCUCGUCCGUAACGGCCUCGCUACGCUUCAAGGGAACCAUGAACGUCGAUCUGAACGAGUUCCAGACGAACCUGGUCCCCUAUCCCCGUGUCCACUACCCGUUAGUUUCGUACGCUCCACUCCUAUCCGCAUCCAAAGCCCAGCAUGAGUUCUCGUCCGUGGCGGAGAUUACCAACGCCUGCUUCGAGCCGGCCAACAUGAUGGUCAAGUGUGACCCCCGGCACGGCAAGUACAUGGCCUGCUGCAUGCUGUACCGCGGGGACGUCGUUCCGAAGGACAUCAACAGUGCCAUCACGAGCAUCAAGGCCAAACGGCACAUCACCUUCGUGGACUGGUGCCCGACGGGGUUCAAGAUCGGAAUCAACCAGCAGGCGCCGACGGUGAUGCCGGGUGGAGAUCUGGCCAAACCCAAGCGGGCCGUCUGCAUGCUCUCGAACACGACGGCCAUUUCGGACGCGUGGGCGCGGGUUAAUCAACAGUUUGAUCUGAUGUACAAGAAGCGGGCGUUUGUCCAUUGGUACGUGGGAGAGGGUAUGGAGGAGGGCGAGUUUAGCGAGGCGCGUGAGGAUUUGGCCGUACUGGAGCGAGACUACGAGGAAGUUGCUGGUGAUACGGUCGACGAGGCUUUAGAAGGCGGAGAGGGCGGUUCGGAUUAUGAGUAUUGAAGGUCGAAGAGUUGAGUUGAGUGUUGUAUCUGAGGAGUAGAUGCGUGUUUUUUUUUUUGUUUGUUACAAAUAUUAUUUUGUUAUGUAGUGUAAGCUAAACUUAGGUGUUGUUUAAAUAUACAAUUCUACCGAGUAAAUGU
Molecule: messenger RNA, 1641 nt
Organism: Culex quinquefasciatus (southern house mosquito)
Lineage: Eukaryota; Metazoa; Arthropoda; Insecta; Diptera; Culicidae
Product: tubulin alpha-8 chain
Exons: 2
Coding region: 143-1501 (452 amino acids)
Biological process (GO): microtubule cytoskeleton organization; mitotic cell cycle
Cellular component (GO): cytoplasm; microtubule
Molecular function (GO): GTP binding; structural constituent of cytoskeleton
Source: RefSeq, a predicted model, not a curated record